AUGAGUACGGGUGACUUCUUGACCAAAGGUAUUGGAUUGAUUGAAAAGGCCAUCGAUUUGGAUACAGCCACCCAAUACGAAGAAGCCUACACCGCUUAUUACAAUGGGCUCGACUAUCUAAUGCUAGCGCUCAAGUACGAGAAAAAUCCAAAGUCCAAGGAUCUGAUUAGGGCAAAAUUCACCGAGUAUUUGAAUCGUGCAGAGCAAUUGAAGGAGCAUCUGGAGGCUGAAGAAGAGAAGAAAAAGAGUAAGAAGGAUACGCCUGCCAAAAAAGCGAGUGCGAACUCGAACAACGACGACGAUGCAGACGAUAAAAAACUGAGAGGAGCAUUGUCGGGAGCCAUCUUGACCGAAAAGCCAAACGUGAGAUGGGAGGAUAUUGCUGGAUUGGAGGGUGCCAAAGAGGCACUAAAAGAGGCCGUGAUUCUACCUGUCAAAUUCCCUCACCUAUUCAAAGGUAAUAGAAAGCCUACAUCCGGUAUUUUGCUGUACGGCCCACCUGGUACAGGUAAGUCUUAUCUAGCAAAAGCCGUUGCUACGGAAGCCAAUUCCACCUUUUUCAGCAUAAGUUCAAGUGAUCUGGUCUCGAAAUGGAUGGGUGAAUCCGAAAGACUUGUAAAGCAAUUGUUCGCUAUGGCACGGGAAAACAAGCCUUCCAUCAUCUUCAUUGAUGAAGUAGACGCCUUAACAGGUCAAAGAGGUGAGGGUGAAAGUGAAGCAAGCAGGAGAAUCAAGACAGAACUAUUGGUGCAGAUGAAUGGGGUUGGGAAUGACUCUGAUGGUGUUCUAGUACUUGGUGCCACCAACAUUCCUUGGCAAUUAGACAGUGCUAUUAGAAGGAGAUUCGAAAGAAGGAUUUACAUUCCUUUGCCAGAUCUUGCUAGCAGAACGAGAAUGUUUGAAUUGAACAUUGGCGAAACACCUUGUGCUUUAAGUAAAGAAGACUACAGGACAUUGGGACAACUCACUGACGGGUACUCUGGUAGUGAUAUUUCCGUAGUAGUCAAGGAUGCCCUUAUGCAACCAAUCAGAAAGAUUCAAAGCGCUACUCAUUUCAAAAACGUUUCCGAAGAUGCAGACCAACGGAAGUUGACGCCAUGUUCUCCAGGUGAUGAAGGUGCAAUCGAGAUGAGUUGGACUGAUAUAGAAGCUGAUGAACUUCAAGAACCAAGCCUAACAAUCAAAGAUUUCUUAAAAGCAAUCAAAACCACUCGACCAACUGUCAACGAAAUCGAUUUGAAAAAGCAAGAAGAGUUUACCAGAGAUUUCGGUCAGGAAGGAAACUGA
Molecule: messenger RNA, 1287 nt
Organism: Lachancea fermentati
Lineage: Eukaryota; Fungi; Ascomycota; Saccharomycetes; Saccharomycetales; Saccharomycetaceae
Source: the annotation of a GenBank genome assembly